Molecule: messenger RNA, 1128 nt
Organism: Fraxinus pennsylvanica
Lineage: Eukaryota; Viridiplantae; Streptophyta; Magnoliopsida; Lamiales; Oleaceae
Source: the annotation of a GenBank genome assembly
AUGGUUGGUAGUUGUAUUGGAGUAUUUAGCACCUGCAAAUCCGGCACAGCGCUUCAGUGGGCCCCCGGCCGCCCUACUUUCAUUAGCAGAGGUCACAUAAUUGGCCGGAAUGCACCAGUAGUACAGGUGUUGAGCAGAACUGGUAGUAAUUGUACAGAGGAUUUUGGGAUUAGGAUUAGGAAUAGAAGAUAUAGUACGGCCGUAAGUGGUAGUGGUGGUGGUAGAAGGAUGCGGACAAUUGUAAAUGCUGCGGCGACGGAGACUUUGCAGAAGGGGAUAGCGGAGUUUUACGAUGAAUCGUCCGGAAUAUGGGAGAAUAUAUGGGGAGACCAUAUGCACCAUGGAUUCUACGAACCGGAUUCUUCUGUUUCGCUCUCCGACCAUCGCUCCGCCCAAAUCCGCAUGAUCGAGAAGGCGCUCCGCUUCGCUUCCGUUUCUGAUGAUCCAAUGCAGAAACCAAGACAAAUCGUUGAUGUGGGUUGUGGAAUAGGAGGUAGUUCAAGGUACCUGGCAAGAAAAUAUGAGGCGAGGUCUCAAGGAAUCACUCUAAGCCCUGUGCAAGCACAGAGGGCGAAAGCUCUUGCUGCUGCUCAAGGAUUGGACGACAAGGUUUCCUUCCAAGUAGCCGAUGCAUUGAAUCAACCAUUUCAGGAUGGGCAAUUUGAUUUGGUUUGGUCCAUGGAGAGUGGAGAACACAUGCCAGACAAAUCAAAGUUUGUCAGUGAACUGGCUCGAGUGGCAGCUCCAGGUGGGACGAUAAUUAUAGUUACAUGGUGUCAUAGGAAUCUCUUGCCUUCUGAAGAAUCAUUGCGUCCAGAGGAGAAAGAGCUGUUAAACAAGAUAUGUGAUGCUUUUUAUCUUCCCGCAUGGUGUUCUACUGCUGAUUAUGUAAAAUUACUUGAAUCCCUCUCUCUUCAGGAUAUUAAAGCUGCAGACUGGUCUGAGUCUGUUGCCCCGUUUUGGCCAGCAGUAAUAAAGUCGGCAUUGACAUGGAACGGAAUCACCUCAUUGUUAAGAAGUGGAUGGAAGACAAUAAGAGGAGCACUGGCCAUGCCAUUGAUGAUGGAAGGAUACAAGAAGGGUCUUAUCAAAUUCGCUAUCAUUACAUGUCGGAAGCCUGUGUCAUGA